Messenger RNA from Naegleria fowleri, 930 nucleotides. RefSeq lists its product as uncharacterized. The transcript is spliced from 3 exons. The record is from RefSeq and is a predicted model, not a curated record. NCBI's taxonomy places the organism in Eukaryota, Heterolobosea, Eutetramitea, Acrasida, Naegleriidae. Bases 1 to 930 code for a protein of 309 amino acids.
AUGGCUCAAACAUUUUCGGAGAGGAACGGCCUUGCUGGAAUUGAGGGAUCGUCUCCCAAUCAUUGGUGGUUUGGACAAAAGAAAAGCAUUCGGGAUGAAAGCCCUGCCACUACGGAAACAUUAGGAAGAGGAUUUCCUUCGUUUUAUACGAGCGAAUUUCCUAUGAUUGUGCACGGAGAUACAACUAAAAAACAUUUUUCUCGAACGGAAUCAUCGGAGGAAAUGAAGCCUAAACCUCAAAUUAAAGUGAUUGAGGAACCACAACCAAACUAUCGAAGUGUGAGAAAAAAGCUAGUUCCUGAACCUCCAACUCUUGAAAGUCAAAAAGUUAAAAGAAAAGCAAGAAAUGAAGACAAUAUCAAUUGUAAAAGCGAAAUUGAACAGUUAUUUGGAGUACCAAAGCCGAAGAAAAUUGUUGACGAAUCAGGUCAGAGAAUAUCAGAGAAAAGAGGUGAAGAGAUGCCUCUUGAGCAUUUCAUUGGACGAAAAAACAAUUCCUCGAAUCCUUUAAAAGAAAGAACAACAAUGCUAGAGUUUAAAGGAAAAUCAUCAACAGUCAUGUAUCCUCCUGUUCUCAGCUUGCAUUCGGAUCAUCCAAAAUACAUACAUCCUAGCGGAGAGAGAAUCUGUGAAACUUUAAGCAAAACCACGCGAAGCCUUAUGGAUAACAAUGAGGAGUUUUAUCGAAGACUGAGAAUGCAAGAAAUAGAAGCAGAGAGGAAAAAGGAUAUAGAGCUAGUACUUGAAUUAGACAAGUGGCUACCUCCAUCUGUGAAAAGUAAACUGGAUGAAGAGGAGCAAAAAGAAGCAUUAAGAGAUCAACAACUCGAACAACGAAGGAAAAAAGUGUUAGGAACUUUACAAAAACAACCAUCAAAGAUUUCAUCAGGAGCCAAUACACGUCCUCAGAGUGGCAAGAAAAAGAAGUAA